AUGGUCGGCAAUAGAAAGUUUCGAGAAGAAUACGAAAAAGCAAAGGCAAUUCUAGACACUCUACCCUUCAGCAGAUUUAAAAUUUGUGCAGAAAGGGCGCACGGCUUUUCGUUCACAUUUCUUUCAUCCGACGAAACUUGUUUUUGUGAUGUCAAAGUACCGGUAAUAUAUACUAAUUAUCCCGACAGCACUAUAACGUGGACAUUUACCGUGAAUGGUGAACACGAGGAAAGGUACGAUCGACUUUACAAUGGUAUAAAUUGCAAAGACAUGAACUUCACAACACAAUUUCAGCAGAUAGUUAUUGAUAUGCACACAUUUGGUCACCAUGAAUUACCGAAGGAGUACAAAAAUAUUGACCCCGAAUUCACAGAUUACUACCUGAAACUGAUAGGCCCCAUUAAAACAAAAGUUGAUGAUAUGAUGUUCAAGCACCUUGAAGCAGAGAAGCAGAGUGAACAAGAGUUGGCUCGAUGGACUGAUUUAUUUCUUGAAUUUCUAACCAAAAACUAUCCACCAAGUAGAAGGAAACAUCCUGAUGAGGUUUUGUGUAUUUUUCACGAGCUUGGAAAACAUCUGUCAGAAAACUUUACCACUUUUCUUCAAGAGAGAAUAAUGAACCAACAACAGGGGAAGAAAAUUAAUGAAGAUUCACCAAAGCCCUCUUCAUCGAAACCCAAAAGUCCUGUUGCUGCUGCUGCUGCCGUCACUGACGCUGCUGUUUCUGAAACUGCAAAGGACGGAGAACAUGAAAAAGGAGAUGUCUCAAAUCCCAAUCAAAAUUCGUAA
Rodentolepis nana is the source of this 789-nucleotide messenger RNA. NCBI's taxonomy places the organism in Eukaryota, Metazoa, Platyhelminthes, Cestoda, Cyclophyllidea, Hymenolepididae. The record is from the annotation of a GenBank genome assembly.